UGUUUUGUUGCACCUUGUUCUUGUUGUUAUUGUUAUUGCAGCCAGCUCUCUUCAUGAAGUUUCUGAUGCCAGCAAAAUGUCAAGAAAAUAGCCAGGAGCAACGCAUUCAGCCGUUCCGACCGGACAUUUAGUACUCUUUUUAUGGUGUCAAAAACACUAAAACCGUUACAAUGAAUAUUCUUCCCAAGAAAAGGUGGCAUGUCCGCACCAAGGAGAAUAUUGCUCGAGUGCGACGAGAUGAGGCUCAAGCAGCAGAGGAAGAGAAAGAAAAGGAAAGAAGAAUUAAACUAGCAGAAAAAGAGGCUCGUCGUGAUUUGAUGCGAGCACGUGCAAGAGCUAAUCUGGGAAAUAGUGAAGCUAUUUUUACUGAAACAGAAGAUAAGGAAAAAAAGGAGAGCCGCUCAGCAACUGAAUCUAGUACAGGCCACAUUAAUUUCUUUGCUGAUGAAGAAGCUGGACUAACAUCCAGUACAGCAGUCAACAAGGAACACGAGGAGGAGGUAAAGCAAGAAAAAGAAAAGUAUGAAAAACAAAUAGGAUAUCUGACAUAUCUUGGACAAGACACAAAUGAAGCUACGGGAAAUGUGUCUUGGUAUAAUAAGUGUCCUCAGAGAGAAGAAGUUGUGACAAGUGAAGAAACAGGUUUAAAGCACAAGGUUACUUCAGACCCUAUAAAUUCAUUCAAAAAAUAUUGUAGUAGUGUAGUUAAAAAAAAUACACCCUCCUUAGAAAGACACCCUGCAUCAGGAGCAAGAAAUAAUGUGCCUGAGACAAAGAAGAGAGAAAGAUCAAGAACACCAGAGGAAAGAAACAAAAAUGUAUCCCAUAAACAUAAAAAGAAAAAAAGUAAAAAACACAAGAAAGAGAGAAGUCACAAAUCAAAGUCCUCAAAAACAAAAAUGGAUAAGAAAUACAGUAGUGAUUCUGACAGUGAUUACAGUGAUGAUGACAAAGAGAAGAAAGCAAAACUGGAAAAGCUGAGAGCUGAAAGAUUGCACCGGGAAAAGGAAGAAAAGAAGAAGGCAGCAAAAUUACUAGCAAAGAUAAAUGGUGUAGCGUACAUUGAUGAGGAUGUAAAACCAGAACCUAAACCAAUCAUGAAACGGCGGUAUAACUCUCAAUUCAACCCUGAUAUUGCCAAACAAAAUUAUGAUGAUCAGAGAUAUCGGUUUUGAAAACCAAUUGUGGUAAUACUAUUUUUUACAAACCAUCCCAAUUUGUAAGUUUGAAUUGUUCUUCUUUGAUAAAUCUGUUAUUGAAUUAUCUUUUUGUUAAUUAUCUAGAGAUUCAAAUAUAUGUGUCUGGUGUUCAUAGAAA
Frankliniella occidentalis (western flower thrips) is the source of this 1317-nucleotide messenger RNA. RefSeq names its product leukocyte receptor cluster member 1 homolog. Lineage: Eukaryota; Metazoa; Arthropoda; Insecta; Thysanoptera; Thripidae. The record is from RefSeq and is a predicted model, not a curated record. Bases 171 to 1175 code for a protein of 334 amino acids. The transcript is spliced from 3 exons.